UUCUACAUGCGAAUUGUGAAGGGAUGAGCUCUACUACUGAAAGUCUAUAGUACCCCUAACUCUUUUCCUGAAUUACUAGGUGUUAUGCUUUUCAACAAGAGACCAACAAAAGGGUAUAUUGGUAAUUAGAUAGUUCUCUGCAGCAAAACCACCCAGGAAGCUACUCUAUUCUAUCCACCACUCUAAAAGCAAGAACUCAGUAGCUCUUAUCUUUUCAGUGUCAUAAACCCUAAUUCUGCCUGCCUCCUGAAUUUUCACCUGCCUUGGCUCUCAUCGACCCUUCUGUUUCACAAAUGGCGACGUUCCCAUCUUCAGCUUCAAUGUUCGCUUCCGUUCUCCUCUUGUCUUCUCUAAUGGUUUCGCAUCAGCAACCCCUCCUCGACUCGACGGAGCAAGACUCUGUCUACGAAGUCCUUUCCUCCAUCAACUCAGCCAUUUCUUGGCGUACUCUCUUCCCUGAUGAUCUCUGCUUUUCUGCUCCUCACGGCAUUGUUUGUGACUACUUUGAACAACCCAACUCUCAAAAUCUUUCCGUUUCUUCUACCCUUUCUCAAACGGUUCAUGUCACUGAGCUCAGUUUUGGCUAUGUCUCCGAUUAUACGCCAAACCCACCUUGUUCUCCGAACUCUACUCUCAACCCUUUACUCUUCACCUCGUUUAAGUUCCUUCGCAAGCUUUUUUUCUACAAGUGCUUCACUGAAACACCCGUUGUGGUGCCUAACGUUUCUUCUUCGAGUUUUGGGGCUAAACUUGAGGAACUUGUGUUUGUUGAAAAUCCAGCUUUGGUUGGGUCUCUCAGUGGCAUCAUUGGUAAUUUCACCAAUUUGAGAAGGCUGGUAUUGACUGGAAAUGGGGUCUAUGGAAAUAUCCCUGGUGGGAUUGGUAAUUUGGUUAAUAUGGAAGAGAUUACACUCUCAAGAAACCAGUUAACUGGUAAUGUUCCAUUUAGUCUAUCCAAGCUGAAGAAACUGAGAAUUCUAGAUUUGAGUCAAAACCACUUAGAUGGAAAUGUCCCCGAGUCUCUAGGUAAUUUAUCUCAGAUUUUGAAGCUCGAUUUGAGCUAUAAUGGGUUUUCUGGUAAAAUUCCAGUUAGCUUGGUUAACUUGCAGGGCUUGGAGUUUUUAGACCUGAGUUUUAACCGCUUUGGUAACUUUGGAGUUCCCCUGUUCUUGGGAGAAAUGCCCAGAUUGAGAGAAAUGUAUUUGAGUGGGAAUUUAUUGGGAGGGCAUAUCCCAGAAAUAUGGGAGAAGCUUGGGGGUGUUAUGGGAAUAGGAUUUUCUGACAUGGGUCUGGUUGGGAAGAUUCCACCUUCCAUGUGGGUAUACUUGAGAAACUUGUGUUAUCUGAGGCUUGACAACAAUAAGCUCGAAGGGAAUGUGCCAGAGGAGUUGGGAUUUUUGGAAUUUAUCAAUGAGAUCAACUUAGAAAACAACAAUUUGAGUGGUAGAAUUCCAUUUUCUGCUAAAUUUACAGCUAAGCUUGGUGAAAAGUUAAAGUUACAGGGUAAUUCAGGGCUGUGCAUUGAUAAAGUUUUUGUUUCUGGUAAAAAUGAGGGCAGCUUGGAGAAGUUGAAGCUGUGCAACAAAUCAUAUAUUCCCAAUCCUGUCCUUUUCAAAGAGGAUAAUUCUCUUUCUUCCUUAUCAUCAGCACAGGUUUUAUCUUCUUCAUAUGAGUUAACGAUUUUGGGUCUUUGCUUGUCUUUGCUUUGGUAAUUUGUCCAGAGAUCAAGUGGCUAACAGAAGAAAGACACAGGUUGUUGGAAUUCUUUGGGGGUUUAGAUAAGAAGAAGAUGCAAAUAUGUAAUUAUUGGCUUUUAUAAUGAAAAUAUUUAAAAUUGC
Messenger RNA from Manihot esculenta (cassava), 1838 nucleotides. Its product is annotated as piriformospora indica-insensitive protein 2. Bases 294 to 1712 code for a protein of 472 amino acids. Lineage: Eukaryota; Viridiplantae; Streptophyta; Magnoliopsida; Malpighiales; Euphorbiaceae. Gene Ontology annotation, molecular function: protein binding. The transcript has a single exon. The record is from RefSeq and is a predicted model, not a curated record.